GAGCUGCUUUCAAGUUUCACUGUCAGCUGUGAGUCUUGAGUCCGACUCUGACUCUCAGUUCAUUUAGAAUUUUGAUUGCUCAAGAAACUUUGAAAGUUGGCAAGGAUAACACACAUAAGGAUAAGCGCUGCUCUCUGAGUCUCUAGCUUCAGCUGAUAGGGGUGAGCUGCAAGAAGCUCGAGGGUUGGGAUAUUCGUUUCCUUAGGCUGAGGGAAGCCGUUGAGAGAUCUUGAUCAGACGCUGGAUGAAGCAGGCGGCUGGCUUGUUUCCGGCCUCUUUGAGAGGGUAAGCUGCAAGGAGCUGCUCGGGUAUCAGCUUGGCGUGUUGUUGCUGAAGCGGCAUCUCUGCAGUGACACCAACAGAGCUGAGCUGACGAGUAAAGCUGUAUCUGAGCGCCCCUGCAAUUCUGAGCAAAGAUGGAAGCUGAAAGUCAGAAGGCAUUUGAGGAACUGAAGAAACGGAUGUUUGAAGCAACAAGCAAACUGAGGCAGACACAGGCGCAGAUUACGGUUGCAAACCGCAGCAUAAAGAAGGCAGUCUUAACGGGACAAGAGCUUCAGCAAGUGCCAGAGAAUACCAGAACGUACCACUCUUUAGGCAAAAUGUUUGUUCUUGAACCAAGGAACAAUCUUCUUAUAGAACAGGCUGGGAUGGUAAGGGAAGUAGAACAAGACCUUGAAAAACUCAAGAAAGCCCAAGAGUAUCACGAGAAGGAGCUGAAGGAAGUCGAAAGUGCUUUCAAAGAGUUACUGUCAUCGUCACCUGCACUCGCUAGGGAGAUCUUGGCGGCACAGGGUUGAAGGUAGGGGUUACGCAGCUGAAUCCCGGUCAUACGGUCGCAUAGUGACGUACAAAAGUGACACGGUUUUCAGUUGCGCUGUGACACACAAUAUAGGCUCUCGGCGCUGCACAUGUCCUUUGUGGAGGACGCAGGCUACUCGUUUGUGCCGGAGCUCAAAAGGCGGCUUGGAAUGGCCCGUAGAUUAUUGAUCGUGGACUUGUGACGCUUGAUCUAGAGUCGUCUUUGCGGUUGCAAGUUUGUCACGCUCUAUUGAUAUUGCAUACUGGUCUCUUCGAGGGCGCUCUGAACGACUACGCAUAUUAAGUGGUGUAGUCAAAUGAAGGUCAGCU
Klebsormidium nitens is the source of this 1131-nucleotide messenger RNA. Lineage: Eukaryota; Viridiplantae; Streptophyta; Klebsormidiophyceae; Klebsormidiales; Klebsormidiaceae. The record is from the annotation of a GenBank genome assembly.